AUGCGCCUGCAGGAAGCCUUCCCAGACGGGAAAGAUGCUCUGCCGGGAUUAUUUUCUGCGCGAUUCGACGGUGGACCAACAGAGCACAAGUUCCGGCGUGUGUACGAGAUCCUGAAGGCGCACAACUUUCCCGUCCUGAUGGUCGCCGCAAAAUGUGGCGACGACUUCGGUAGAUUGACAACUCGCUAUUUGAGCCAGAUUGAAGAGAAUCAUGGUAAGCUUAUUUGUGUUUGCACGGCUCAUUAUGCUGAGAUUACGAGUUCACCUUUCAGCUCUUUCCACGAAUUAAAGUAUGCAUACGAUUACAAAUUAGAUGUUCUCCCGCUGAAAGUGGAAGACGUCUACCCCCCGCGACCUCCCAGCGGAAAAGAUCAUCCUCACGACCAGGAUGGUGAGGCAAAGGCCUUGAUCAAGAUGGUCUUCAGACCCAACAAGGCCUUCACAGACGUCCGCGACUUGGAUGAGACAGAGAUUGCCCGGGUGAUCGCAGACUGCUUACUCAAGCCGACGGGGACGCUCGCCAUGACAAGCAAGGCGCUGGACAUGGAUGAGAAGAAGGUCGCAUUCGGCGCUGCACGUCGCUUGGCCACUCCGCCUCCCGCCCUGUGCAGCUGA
Molecule: messenger RNA, 615 nt
Organism: Symbiodinium sp. CCMP2456
Lineage: Eukaryota; Dinophyceae; Suessiales; Symbiodiniaceae
Source: the annotation of a GenBank genome assembly